Molecule: messenger RNA, 1145 nt
Organism: Brassica oleracea var. oleracea
Lineage: Eukaryota; Viridiplantae; Streptophyta; Magnoliopsida; Brassicales; Brassicaceae
Product: zinc finger protein ZAT9-like
Exons: 1
Coding region: 55-912 (285 amino acids)
Biological process (GO): regulation of DNA-templated transcription
Source: RefSeq, a predicted model, not a curated record
CCAUUUUUCUUCUCUUCUUAUUCUUCUUCUUGCUCUCCCUAUUUGUUACUGAAGAUGGAGAGUUACUACAAGUGUAGGUUUUGCUUUAAGAGCUUCUUCAACGGAAGAGCUUUAGGUGGUCACAUGAGAUCUCACAUGCCUAGUCUUCAUAAAUUUAGCAUUCAAGAAGAGGAAGGGGAAAGGGCGAGUCAAGUCAAUGAUGAGACAGAGUCAGAUGUUUCUUCGUCUUCGAUGAUGGAUGAUGAUGAUCCAAAGGUUGCUAACGAAAGCGAGACCGAGUCGUCGAGGAAUAUUACUAACCCGACACGUAAACGAUCCAAGCGAACUCGGAAACUGGAAACGUUCGCGACCAAGAAGACAAAGGCGAGUCAACUCGGUUACAAGACCGAGCCUGAGUGCGAGCCUCCUCACAGCUCAGCUUCUGAUACAACGACGGAUGAAGAUCUCGCCUUUUGUCUCAUGCUGCUCUCAAGAGACAAAUGGAUGAAGAAGAAGAACAAAGCUAGUAGGAACAAAGAAGUAGUUGAAGAGAUCGAGACAGAAGCAUCAGAAGGUUACACCAAAUCGAGCAAGAAAGGAAGAUUCACGUGCGAGACUUGUGGGAAAGUGUUUAAAUCUUAUCAAGCAUUAGGUGGGCACAGAGCAAGCCACAAGAAGAACAGAGUAUCAAACAAAACAGAGCAACGAAGCGAAACAGAGUAUCCAGAGAGGAUAAUCCAUGAAUGUCCGAUAUGUCUUAGGGUUUUUGCAUCGGGACAAGCACUUGGAGGUCACAAGAGAUCUCAUGGAAUUGGGAACUUGUCUGUAGAUCAUCAUCAUCAAGUACGAGUGGAGUCAGUGAAACAGAGGAUGAUAGAUCUUAAUCUUCCUGCACCAACCGAUGAAGAAGAAGUCUCUGUUGUGUUUCAGUAAAUGCUGAAUAAAGGUAACUAAUAACAGGCUUUGGUUGAUUCGGGUCGUCCAAAUUUUCGUAAAGUUUGCAUCUUUUUUUUUAUAAUAUUGUUGGGGUCGAAGUUGAACUAGAAAAAUGUUAUUUAAAAUGCAAAGGAGGCCACUUUUACAUGUUCUAACGCCAAUUCUUUUUUUCGUAUUGGCCUCACGUCGUGUUGCCUAACCAUAUCAAUCAAAGAACAAUCAAAUAAGCU